This is a messenger RNA of Besnoitia besnoiti, 1359 nucleotides long. Its product is annotated as alpha tubulin TUBA1. The coding region runs from base 1 to 1359 and encodes 452 amino acids. Gene Ontology annotation, biological process: mitotic cell cycle; microtubule cytoskeleton organization. The transcript is spliced from 7 exons. Gene Ontology annotation, cellular component: microtubule; cytoplasm. The record is from RefSeq and is a predicted model, not a curated record. NCBI's taxonomy places the organism in Eukaryota, Apicomplexa, Conoidasida, Eucoccidiorida, Sarcocystidae. Gene Ontology annotation, molecular function: structural constituent of cytoskeleton; GTP binding.
AUGAAGGAGAUCAUCUGCUUACACGUCGGCCAGGCCGGCGUCCAAAUGGGUGACGCGUGCUGGGAGCUCUUCUGCUUGGAGCAUGGCAUUCACCCGGAUGGUGCACUGGACGAAGGAUACCGGAACUCUGCAGAUGAAGCAUUUCAGACUUUCUUCACGGAAUCGAGCGUCGGAAAAUUUGUACCUCGAGCUAUGUUCAUCGACCUUGAACCAACCCCGAUCGACGAGAUUCGAACGGGAACGUACAGGUCGCUGUUCCACCCCGAACAAAUGCUGAGUGGAAAAGAAGACGCGGCCAAUAACUACGCUCGUGGAUAUUACACUGUGGGCUUGGAAAUGCUUGGUCUGGCCCUCGAUCGGACCAGAAGACUUGUGGAGCACUGCAGUGGCGUCCAGGGGUUUAUCAUGUUCGCCGCUGCAGGAGGCGGAACCGGAAGCGGUCUCGGCUCCGCUAUCCUUGAGCGCCUCAACGACGAGUUUGGCAAAAAGACGAAAAUGAAUUUUUGCGCCUGGCCUUCUCCUCAGAUCUCCACUGCGGUGGUGGAACCUUACAACGCCGUCCACAACACUCACGCCUUACUCGAGAACACAGACGUAGCGGUGUUGUUCGACAACGAGGCGCUCUACGACAUUUGCACACGAUACUUGAAUCUGCCGAAGACAAGCUAUGUCAAUCUCAACCGCAUCAUUGCUCAGGUUAUCUCGUCCGUGACGUGCUCGUUACGGUUCGCGGGAUCUCUCAACUUCGACCUCACAGAGUUCCAGACGAACUUAGUUCCUUAUCCGCGAAUCCAUUUCAUGCUCGCGUCUUACGCGCCUCUAGUUGGACCCGACAAGGCUUCGCACGACGCUUUGUCAGUCCCUGAGUUGACCAGCACGGCGUUCGCGCCGGCGAGCAUGAUGGCAAAGUGUGACCCUAGGCACGGCCAGUACAUGGCUUGCUGCCUAAUGUACAGAGGCGAUGUAGGUCCGCAAGACGUUAACGCGGCGGUGGCGACGAUGAAGACAAAACGAUCCAUUCAGUUCGUUGAUUGGUGCCCUACCGGUUUCAAAGUCGGCAUCAACUACCAUCCGCCCGUAUACGUCCCUGGCGGGGAUCUAGCAAGAGUCAUGCGCGCCGUCUGCAUGCUCGCCAAUUCAACGGCGAUGGAGCAGGUCUUUUCCAGAAUGAACCACAAGUUCGACCUAAUGUAUGCUAAGCGCGCGUUCGUCCACUGGUACGUGGGCGAAGGGAUGGAGGAAGGCGAAUUCAGCGAAGCUCGCGAAGAUCUUGCUGCACUCGAGCAGGACUACAUCGAGGUCGCUGGAUCACCACUGCAGCGUCCAGCGAGUUUCGAGAACAGGCCCACAAGAAGGUAG